Messenger RNA from Cylicocyclus nassatus, 3141 nucleotides. NCBI's taxonomy places the organism in Eukaryota, Metazoa, Nematoda, Chromadorea, Rhabditida, Strongylidae. The record is from the annotation of a GenBank genome assembly.
AGAAGGGCCGCACUGUAGGUCGUCACAAUGAGUGACGACGAUCUGGAUGAAAGCAGUGCGGGACCACUUCCAUCCUCUUCUGGAGGAUUGGCCUACUACGAAGAGGAGUUUAUCGAUGUUGACCAAACCAUUACUGGACUCCUGGCAUCCUUAAAUUUGGAGCAAGUUCGCCAUCGGCGCACAACUGAUGAAGAUGACGAGCUUCUACGGGUAACCCAUCAAAGGAUACAUGCUGUGAUUGCAAGAGAGCAGGACUUCGCAAGGAGGCGUCGUCUGCGAAGGGCUCUACCGCCAUCAAAUUGUGUAAGAGAACAGAUUUUCUACUUACGAAGACUUCCUCAUGGCUCAGUGCCCGCUCCUUCGUACUACCCACGUCUUUUUGGUGCUCUCGACUGUAUUGUCAAAGAGUCAUUUGAUGAAGAGUAUCGAAAAGUCGCCAUCAUUUUAGGUCUUGUUGAAUCCUUGGCUGAGCUACUGGUUUUGGAGUUGGCAGUGUUUGAAAUCCCUUCUAGGAAUGAGCAUAGGUCCUUACGCAAGCUUAUUGCGAACGCUUUGACUAAUCUCACGUAUGGCCACGCUGCCAGCAAACGACGUCUUUGCUUUUACUCCGGUUUUAUUCCAACCGUGGUUAGAAUUAUCAAUGAGGCACGAAAUUUGGCACAGGUUUAUGCUGGUUUGAUUCGGAACUUGAGCUGGAUGGCUGAUGGGAAGAUGAGCGACAUUCUUUCUCCAACCGCAAAAGCCUUAUCACGAGCUGCCGUCAUUGCUCACAAUGAGCGUGAUGAGAGUUGCGUUCGUGCCAUUCUUAGUGCGUUGUGGAAUUUAGCCUCCCACUCAGAACGAAAUAAGAAAGCUAUCUGUGAUGAACACGGGUUCUUACCGCUGCUGACGAGUUUGCUUUCCAACGAUGCGAGAAUGACGGCCGUUGUGGAAAGUGCCUCAGGCAUUCUGAAAUACGUUUCGCAGUACCUGUCAACGAAUUCUAGUCAUCUGAGUGCCAGGCCCGAAAUAGCUGCUCACCUUGUGCAACUGCUCAGCAGUGCCUCAUUCACAAUUGUAGCUAAUACACUGGGUGCAUUGGCCAAUCUCAUCGCGAAGGACCCACAUCUGCAGUCCUUAGUCCGUCAUGAUGUUAUGGCAAUGAACCAAUUGAAUGUCCUGCGAAAUUCAGCUAGAGAAGAUAUACGAGCUGCUGUCAAAGCUGUACUUAACCAUCUGAAUCAGCCCGUAGGGUAUACGCGAUACGCUGAUAUGUCUUCGUCACUUGGAUGUGAUCCCAUUUGUUCUCCCCGUGAUACGCGCUUGCUUGCUCUUCGUGGCGUUCGGAUGUCUCCUGGUGCUGUAACGGGAAUAGGUCCAACACCUUCCUUCGACCACCGCUCUAGCAGUCUUCCUCGACAUUUCAAUCGAGGAGGAUUUGUCUCUAGCCAUGCAUCUCCACACCACGGUUUUCCCGCUCGAGGGCCGAUUUCUAGCGGACCGGCGUUGGGGUUUGCUCCACCACCCACGCAGUACAUCCCUGAUGAGGACACUCCAAUCCAGCCAUCCAUUGUACCAGAUGAAAUCACCGGUGAUCCAAAUUUGGAGGACAGCGUUCGAUGUACUCGAAGUGUUAGCGCCGCUUCGCUUGGCAGCGAAUUGCCGAACACUUCAAUGGGAUGGCAAAGCAACUUAGACACUGCUGCAAAUAGCAACCGAAUGUCACCGGUUUCACCUUCGGAUCUUCCCGAUUCUCCAACGCAAUGUGCAAAGAUGAUGGAAACGAAAGGCGACACUUCGACUCCACUGAGCGUGAAGGUCCGUGGCGGCUCAGGAGUUACGUCUAGCGAACCAAAAUCAGGCUUGACAGCGAGUGACACAGCUACUGCGAUUGUUGAUGACCAGCCAACUCCCACAUUUCCUGCAUUCGUCCUUCCUGCACCUUUACCGCCAGCGAGCUUUCCAUCGAUAGAGAAGACAGACGCUGAAAUUGCAUGUCAAGAUCUCGCUGAUGAUCUGUACGCAGCUGUCAGUGCUAAUUGUGUUGAUGGAGCUGACUUGUUGGCUAGAUCCAUUGAAGCAGAAUUACCACAGCCUUCUCCGAGGGCUGUCACUCCUAAGCAACAAAGGAGACUAGCUGAUGAUCGCCUGCUUGCCGAUAUGAUCGAAGCAGCUCAGCCAUCUCCUCGGAGAGCGCGGCAUGGUUACUCGGAUGCGCAUCAUUCUCCGAAUGUGGAUGCAGAUCGUUUACUCAGCGCUUGCAUCGAUGCUGCCAUGCCACAACCAUCUCCAUCAUUCAAAAGCAGUUCAAAAAACGAGAAGGGCGGACACGGUUGUUUUCCGGUGACCCACCGCGUCCGCCCAUCUCCGCAAGUCGCAGGUCACCCCGUCAGUGUGGAGGACUUUGAGGGAUAUGCAGAAAGCUCAACACAAACAACACCUUUGAAGUCUAAUCAAAGAACCGCACAUCUUCCCUCCAGGUUUUUCCUUAGAUCUCUUUCCAUUCUUGCAGUAUAUUCUCGUGAUUACUCUUCAGAGAACAAUUCGCCUAAUACAAAUGUAUAUUUGUCGCAUGUCUGCACUAGCGAAAAUGGCGAUGAAGCAACUGUACAUGCAAGAGCUGGAAAUUUGAGUUUAUCACUUUGGCAAAAGCAUGGAAAUUUUCGUUUUCUUGAUUUACAACAGAGGAAAAAAUACGGCAACGGCGUACAUAUAUGUCUUAUGUGGAUAGUGCUUACUUUUUGGCUCGAAACUCGUGGUGGAUUAGAGCUGUUGCUAAACCAAGAUAGCCGUCUUGUAGAGCUUGCUUUGCUCUAUCGAACGAUUGUGACACAGAUGGAUAGGAGGCCCUCCAAUGACUCCAUUACUGUCGACAAUGAGAUUGCCAACGGUGUCAACGCUGUGCUGGCGCAGUCGCCUUCGAUAACCCUUGUGGGGAGAUUUUCGGAGACAUUAAUCGACAAAUCGGCUUUGUCAUCAGUGUUGAAGCAGCUGAGGUGCUCGCUUGAAAAAUCGAAAAAGGUGCGCCUUGUACAUUUGGAAAGAGUAGUAGCCACGUUGCAGAAUGAGGCUACGAGCCCAUUCUGGUACGGGCUCGUUGAAUGGACCGCGAUGAUGAAAGUUCAGAACCUGCGAUUGCAGUUUGAUAUUUAUGCUUUUUGA